This is a messenger RNA of Trichoderma gamsii, 363 nucleotides long. RefSeq lists its product as hypothetical. The annotation marks the transcript as partial. The transcript has 2 exons. Lineage: Eukaryota; Fungi; Ascomycota; Sordariomycetes; Hypocreales; Hypocreaceae. The record is from RefSeq and is a predicted model, not a curated record.
UUGAAAAACUUCCAGUCAUUAAUCUCUGUGCGUCUGCUCUUCAGUCUUCUCAUAUAUCUUUUAAAUGCUUGUUUUCUCAUCAAAAACUUGGACGGAAACAUGGGAUCUACACCAGUCAAUCGCAACCAAAUCAAGUCUAGAUACUACACCCAUGGCCGAAGCCGAUCUAGCGAAGAGUGGAGAUCCAGCGAGCCACAGUGCAUCCCCGGGGGAUACCUCGUCCCUCGAAGGUUGGAGGCAGCCUUGAGAGAAAGAUGGCCCAACCAGUAUGUUGUUGAGAUGCGCUCAAAUAUAUACCGCAUCCGAGCGCCGGGCAAGCUCACUGAUGAGGAAAUCAGCACAUGUUAUUCAUGGGUUUACUAA